AUGACCUGCACCUACGACAAGGCGGCUCUUGAGGGCAUCAAGGUGGCCUCCAAUAAGUUCAUCGUGAGCGUUGGCAGUGCUGGGGUCAUUCGUGGCAAGCGUCUGCCUCUGGUCAAAACGAACUUCCAUAUUACUGAACUCAACCCGCAAUACAUUUCGGGUGGCGAUGCUAUCACCUUGGACGGCACUAACAAGAUUUGGAUUGAUCAUGUCAAGAUCUUCCUGAUCGGUCGUCAGAUGUUUAUCACGGCAUAUGAAGCCAAUGUGUACUCCAAAGUUCUUUGA
Molecule: messenger RNA, 285 nt
Organism: Penicillium maclennaniae
Lineage: Eukaryota; Fungi; Ascomycota; Eurotiomycetes; Eurotiales; Aspergillaceae
Product: pectin lyase F
Exons: 2
Coding region: 1-285 (94 amino acids)
Source: RefSeq, a predicted model, not a curated record